GUAGAACGAAUGGUCGGGUUUGUCAGUACGGGGCUUCGUUUCUAUUAUCUAUUGCACUGGUGCUCCUGCUACUACUGGAAUUUCAUGAUCCUGACACUUUCGUCACCUGGUGGCGCUGCUCCUUUAGUCCACUGAAAUGGCCACCUGGUCAUGUAGUAGUAGCAUCGACUGUAAUGCUGUUUAUGACGCGUGAGCCCGAAUAGCGACGCUUGUCACGUUUACGACCUGCCGGGAAUAGAGAUAAACAUAUCAUGUGUUUAUGUGUGAGAUGGAAGCUGGCAUACUGACUCUUGUUUCGCUUGUCCAGAAGCACAAUGUAUAAUGGUGUGUGGAGGAAAGGGAGCUAACGACGUUGUCGAACUUGUCGCUACGUAAAAUACACAUAGAUGGUGUUGUAUUUCGUAGAUAUAUUAUCCAUCAGAAUAUUCCACCUAUUGGAAAAAAUAAGUAGAACUGUUCUCAGCUUCAAAGUAGGAAUAAGUGUGGAAGGUGUUGGUGCGUUUGUCUGCAGGUACGUUACUUCAGUAUAAGGCAUCACAGAACAGCGGUACAGAAUACUAUGGAUGUGCCGGUAGGAUCACCGUUCUAACGAUAAUACAUAUCAAUUAAAGUUAGUUCGAAUCAUUGAGCAAAAGGACCUGGAAGUUAUACGCAGUAUGCGGGAAAUUGUUACAGUUGGAGGUAGUAUAAGGCCAAAAUCAAUGUCGUCCUUUAAGAAAGAACUGGCCAGUGUAUCAAAGAACGGACCUUCAACCAAGGUCCAUAUGCAAGCCGAAGCAGAGCAAAGGAGUUCAUCUGAAACGGAUCUUCAGCUUUGCCAGGAUAUUAGUACACUCCAGAUCGUAGAUUUUCCGUGGACUAACGGUGCUGUUCUCACCGAAUUGAUACAUACUCCGUCAGCGAGCCAGUUUUCGGUUCCAUUGAUAGUCAGUGAUGAUGCUAGUUACUUGGAGAAGAACGCUGCACAGCAAAUUCUAGAAUCAUGGAGCUCCUCAAUGAAGAUUUCCGCAAAAAAUUGCCCUGAUCGUAAGAAGCUUCAGACAGAGAAACGAAGUAAGGACAAGACAAAAUCACUAAAAAGCAAGUCAGACGACCCCGAACCCGAUCCAUGUGACCCGGCCGAUCUUACGAACCAGCAGCCUCAUAGUCAUCAGGUUUGCAUAAAACGAAAAGGCUAUUGUUCAUUAGAAUGCAUGUCAUCCUCUGACGAGGACGUAGAACAUGCGAAAUCAGAAGUACAGUACAGCAAAUUGCAGACUGCAGUAGAAUCAAAAAAAGGAUUUUUACCAAAAUUUUCAUUUGGAAAGUUUAAAGCCACGGCCAACCCUGAUACCUCCAGCGUAGAGAGUCGACAGCAACGAGCCAAAGAAUUUACUUCAAAGAUCACCCUUGAGCAGCCUGGAAAGACUACUGAUUUUUACAUGGAACAAAGGGAAAUCCCUAGCGCCACAUACCAAAAACGGGGUAUACUGGGAAUAGGUGGUCAACUUCGAAAGUCGCUCUUUAGAAAGCGUACAGGACGGCUUGGCGAAAAGGAUAAAGAAGGCCCACUUGAACAAAUUCGAUCUGACGAUGAUGUGGACUCCCAGGAUGAAGAGGUUUUGGCGUUUGCACCAGCCUCACAGAUAUUAGAAAGCAAAAAAUCUGCAGCAUCACCAACUGUUUCAGACGUGCCUACCGGCGAGCUGAAGGCAAAAUUGCUUACUCCCGAGCGAAUUCUUAAGAAACCUACAAAAGAAAUACUAGUAUCGCAACAUGAAAUUGAAUCAAAUGGUCCCAUGUGGUAUAUUAAAUCGGCAAAAGAGCUCAGCCGAGGUUUCAGCAGUACUUUAGUGCAUACGUCUAAGACAUCACAUGAUUCUGUGCCUAACGAACUCUACCUGGAGGAGGAAAAGACGACAAAAGCCGAUAACAACAAAAUUAAGAGCGAAGAACAUCCACGGCGUAAGGACAAGAAGAAAGUUCAGGAUGUUCUGUAUAAACGAAAAAACAAGACUCAAGAUGCCUCGGUCGAAGCCCAGCACGCUCUUGAGGUUCUUCGUCAGGUCGAAGGACUUAACAAGUACGACGCGCACUCAUCGCAAGAUGACGAUAGUGGUCUUCGGCAGUACUUUGAGAAGGUCUUACCAAGCACAGUUGAAGAAAUAAAAAAAGCAAACGCGCUCGCUGGUGCAUUUCAAUGGUUUCGACGUGGCGACAAAACAAAGGGGGGUCCUAAGCCAGAAAUCGUCAUCGAGUUGGCAACUGCGCCAAAGACAUCUGAUGUGUCUGUUCAGUUUCCAGAAGCUGCAGAUGAACAAAUUCAGAAAAGUAUUAAUUUUUCUCAGGCACUGAAAAUGCAGGAUUCAGAGUCAAAGUGGAGCAUCAGCAGAGCGACAGCGGCUUCCCAGGAGCUACUGUGGAAAAUACCCGAAAAAGAACAGCCCGUUUCAAACAUAACAACCGAAAUCACUGCUACAGGCGAAGACUCCGUCGAGAAAUUACAAGCAGAGUUGGUGUAUCGUUGUACGUCUGCAAAUGAGAAGUUUCCGGUGGCACAGGCUACACUUCCGUCCGUUGAUGACUAUGUUUCUGGAGAUUCGCUUCUCACACUUUCGUCACUCGAUGUUAAUGAGCACAAGUCGGAGGGGCCGGCCACCGGUUCAGCUGAGUGCGGCUCCAACCUUAAGCCACCCAAGAUACCAAUAUUCUCUGGAUGUUGUCCUGCUCCCAAUAAGACGGUGGACCUGGGUAUUCCCUAUGGGCUUACAAGGGACAAUUCCAAUGGUAAGGAAAAAGCGAAGGCUAAAGAGGAAAAUAGUGACUUAAAGUCAAGCAAGGAUCCGAAACACGUGGCGAAAAAAGGCGUCGGCCUCCGAGGAAGUGUUGCUCUUGGAGAUAGUAGCAAUGAUAUUACGAAGCAGCAAAAAGGGGCGAAGAAAAAUAAAUUCAGAGAUAGUUCGAAGAGUUCCGCUGUAGCAAUCGUUAAAACUGUGGCUAAACAGGUAAUCGUGAAGCUUCGAGAACGUGAACAAUGCAAACAACGUCAUCGACGGUGUUUUCUCUCUGGAAGAGGCGCCGACAUAUCGAGGAUGCCCAAAUGGCGAAGUUGCCCUAUUCUCGCGAUGAAUGAAACAAUGUUAUCUAAUAGGAUCACUUUAGUUAGGGACGUCAUUCAGCACGUCGAAGAAGGGCAAACGUUUACAGAUUCACAAAAGAACCGCCGGGCAUCUUGCUAAUGGCCGUUGAGCAUUCUCCAAGUUGUAUUGAUAGAUAUGGAACGGAAAGCGUCUGUUGUGCAUUUUACAAAAACCAUUGCAUUUCACAAUUCUAAUGUUGUGCUUGAAUGUUAUAAUCCGUUAGUAUUAGCGAAAUCAAAUUGGUUAGUAUUUAUGCAGCCUAUAUUAUAUACAAUUCUUUUGCCGGACUACCAUCUGGUGAAACGACUGCUUCUCACAAAGAACUCGAAUGAGCCGAGCGAAGAUUGUACGCCCCCGUACCGCCGCUUCCGUUUCUGGUACGAAGAACGUACAAAAAAGUGACUGCCCUGGAACUAAGAACACCGCAUUGCAGUGUAUGCUGGAAUAGCGAAGUUGGCAAGUGUAUCAAAAAAUCUAUGCCAUAAUAACACCAGAGUUGAAUACAAUAAUUUGGAGGCCGCAUGACUUCAUAUGUGUAGAAGUUCCAUAAAGAGACUGGUGCCUCUGAAAGGAUUUUUAAGCUAUACGCAUUAAUUUUCACUAUUGAUGUUUACGUGAACACUUACUCUUUUUUCAUAGGUAUCAUUUGGAAAUUUUUAUAAAGCACUGUUUCAAGCACGAAGCUGAAAUUUUGUGAAUACGGAAAAGGAGAAAGACCCUGAACGAAAACGCUAACCGUCUGCUUGAUAUCCGUGUCACGUGAG
Molecule: messenger RNA, 3883 nt
Organism: Varroa destructor (honeybee mite)
Lineage: Eukaryota; Metazoa; Arthropoda; Arachnida; Mesostigmata; Varroidae
Source: RefSeq, a predicted model, not a curated record